AUGGCCCUCAGAGGACUGCUCCUGCUCUGGUCCUUCUACAACACGGGGGUCCUGGCAGAAGACAGCUCAGAGCUGUUCAGGCUGGUGGGAGGGGCCAGUCGCUGUGCUGGGAUUGUGGAGGUGAAACUCGGCGGAGAGUGGAAACGGAUGAGGUCCGUUGGAUUCUGGUACCAGGAGAACACAGCUGCUGUGUGCAGAAACCUGGACUGUGUGGAGGUGAACUGUUCAGAGUCGGUGCGGUUGGUCUCAGGGUCUGGUCUGUGCUCAGGAUUAGUGCAGUUCUGGGACGGGUCCUGGACUGGGGUCUGUGAUGGGGACUUGGACCAGCAGGGGGCAGAGGUGCUGUGCAGGGAGCUGGGGUGUGGGGCUCCUUCUCUCCUCCAGGGGGCGCUCUCUCCUCUGGGGCAGACGUUCCACUGUGAGGGCCAUGAAUCUGCUCUGAUGGACUGUCCCCGCUCUGGCUCAAGGACCUGCUCCUCUGGAGCCACUGUCAACCUCACCUGCUCAGAGCUCAGGCUUGUGGGAGGGGCCAGUCGCUGUUCUGGGACUGUGGAGGUGAAAUUCAGAGGAGAGUGGAGACGGGUGUGGCCAUUUGGACUCUGGGACCAGGAGAACACAGCUGCUGUGUGCAGAGACCUGGACUGUGGCUCAACUCUUUAUGGAGAAGAGAGAGGUGAUUUUCCACAGAGUCCUGUGUGGAGGGUCUCAGCUGACUGUGUGAAGAAGUCUUCAAUGAGAGGAUGUGUCUUUGAUUCAUCCCCCUCCUCUCCUCAGCGUGUGGAGGUGGUGUGUUCAGACUCGGUGCGGUUGGUCUCAGGGUCUGGUCUGUGCUCAGGAUUAGUGCAGUUCUGGGACGGGUCCUGGACUGGGGUCUGUGACGGGGACUUGGACCAGCAGGGGGCAGAGGUGCUGUGCAGGGAGCUGGGGUGUGGGGCUCCUUCUCUCCUCCAGGGGGCGCUCUCUCCUCUGGGGCAGACGUUCCACUGUGAGGGCCAUGAAUCUGCUCUGAUGGACUGUCCCCGCUCUGGCUCAAGGACCUGCUCCUCUGGAGCCACUGUCAACCUCACCUGCUCAGAGCCGCUCAGGUUGGCGGGAGGGGCCAGUCGCUGUGCUGGGACUGUGGAGGUGAAACAUGGAGGAGAGUGGAGACGGGUGUAUCCCUCUGGAUUCUGGGACCAGGAGGACACAGCUGCUGUGUGCAGAGACCUGAACUGUGGUUCUGCUGUUUAUGGAAAAGAGAGAGCUAAUUUUUCACAGAGUCUUGUGGUGUUGGUCUCAGCUAACUGUGUGAAGAAGUUUUCACUGAGAGAAUGUGCCUCUGAGUCAUCCUCCUCAUCCUCGGGUCUGGAGGUGGUGUGUUCAGACUUACUGAAUCGUCCAAUCAUCUCAGUGUCUGUGUCUGAAGGGGCGUCUGAGGUCCAGCCUCAGGGGGUGCGGGUGCAGCUGGGCUCAAAGUUCAGGGUCAAAUGCUCUGUGGAGCCACAGUACCCGGGAGGCUCCUUCCGGCUCCUCUCUCCCACCGCACCCCCCACUCAGAACCGCACCCUGCCCGCCGUCAGUCACUCCGCCCACUUCCUGUUCUCUGACACUGACCACGCCCACAAAGGAAACUACACCUGUGUUUACCUCCUGCAGGUGUUCGACCACAGCUUCUCCUCUCAGAGCCCCAGCCUCCAGCUCUUUCUGGGAGAGUCAGACUCAGACCUGAUCAUCAGAGUUGUGGUGAUGCUUCUGUUGAUGCUCCUGUACAUCCUCCCAAUGUCCUACUGCUACUGCAAGGUCCGGGCCAGAAGGGGCGCUAGAGUGAGGACCUCAGAGGUUCUGGAGUUAGACCUGAUGAGAUCCCCAUGA
Molecule: messenger RNA, 1851 nt
Organism: Boleophthalmus pectinirostris (great blue-spotted mudskipper)
Lineage: Eukaryota; Metazoa; Chordata; Actinopteri; Gobiiformes; Gobiidae
Product: scavenger receptor cysteine-rich type 1 protein M130-like
Exons: 11
Coding region: 1-1851 (616 amino acids)
Cellular component (GO): membrane
Source: RefSeq, a predicted model, not a curated record